AUGGACUCUGAUGUAGACUCGGACUUUUAUGAACGCAUCGACAGCUUCGAUGUUGAGAACUACUUCCAAGCUAGAGCGUCUCAUCCAGGUCGCCCUCUUCCCCGCGCAACUCUCACAAAGAAUUUGACGCAGCUCCACAACCCGUAUGCCGGUAUAGACUACGCUUGGCAGCUGACCGAGACGGUUGAGUCUUUUCUGCAACGUCUGCCCCCGGAAACAACGCCUCAGAACCACAAAACGCCGUGGAUAUUCAUCUGCAACCCCUUCAUACCACGGGCGGCCAAGGUUGACAGCAGCAACACGCGGCGCAAAGAUGAUGCCGAAGCCCCUGAAGAGGAUGGGAGUAACGUGCAGAUGCUGCUGAUAGGUGCUGAGGAACGUUUGCACCUGUUGAGGUCGUUCAUCGAGAAGACGGAGGAAGCGAAGAAGACGAAGGCAGCAAAAGAAAAAGCAUUUGCAAAAGAGAAGUCUCGGGCAACUUCAGACAUACUUAACCUCGCAGCAAUGCAGAAAGUUCGCGCGGGCAAGUGGAUGCUUUUCUGUUCGCCUCGAGAAGUCAAUGAAGUCUGGGAGAUUGUGGCAAAGUCGACCGCGGACAAUGAGCUCGGAAUAGCCGCCAAAGUGGCACCGAGAAGCGAGACAGAGGAUCCCCGUAAAGACCGCCUCCUAUGCGUGUACACGGCAGACUUCAGCAACAAGGCAGACGUGCGACGUGUGCUCCAGAAGCUUCGCGAGCUGAAGCUCGUCGAGGCUCGGGGACGUCCAAUUUACUACAAGCCCGAUGCCUACACUUACAUUGGUAUCUCGUCAGGAAACCCAUGGGGCAUUCGCGCGUCCAUCUACAGCUCGCUGGAUAGUUUCUCUUAG
Emericellopsis cladophorae is the source of this 867-nucleotide messenger RNA. RefSeq names its product DUF1917-domain-containing protein. The transcript is spliced from 4 exons. Lineage: Eukaryota; Fungi; Ascomycota; Sordariomycetes; Hypocreales; Bionectriaceae. Bases 1 to 867 code for a protein of 288 amino acids. The record is from RefSeq and is a predicted model, not a curated record.